Messenger RNA from Peronospora belbahrii, 1338 nucleotides. Lineage: Eukaryota; Oomycota; Peronosporomycetes; Peronosporales; Peronosporaceae. The record is from the annotation of a GenBank genome assembly.
AUGGAAGUUGUUGCACUCAAUGCGCGUCUGCGCAGUGACUUUUCAGUGCUGCUGAAGCAACUUCCACGAUUAGGCAACAUACCUAUCUUGUCUACUAUGAGCGUCUCUGUCUGUGACACUCGAUCGCCGUCUCCUGCAGUCUCUAAUGAUCUCUAUACGCAGCACUGUCGCUUCAUGUUACGGCGUCUCAAUUCCUAUCAGUAUGAUUCUACGAGCGCAUUUCUGCGAGAUCUGGAGCAAUUGGAGCGCAUGGCCGAGUCUCCAAUAAUGAAGCAGCAAGUAAAGAAUAUUGUAGACCGUCUGUCAGUUUCUGAGGGUGGGAAACGAGAUGAGAAGAGUUUGGUGAAAGCCGCGAAUCUGUGCGGGACGACCGUCUCGCUAGGCUCGAGUUCCGACGUCCUUGGGCUUCAGGAAGUUACGUCCAUUGGCUCAUCAGAAGAAGAGACCGAAGCAAACACAAUGUGGCUGUGUAAUUUGACACUGAACCAUCAGAUAUUGACAAUUGGGACUUUCAAGACGAAGGAAGAGGCGUUCCAUGGAUACGAAGAGCAAAGGAAGUUAAUGGCGAAAAGUGCUGCAGGAUUCAAUAACAUGAAGCUACUAAUUGCCAACUUGGAGGAAGAACAACGGAAAGAAGAUACGAGGGUGUUAAAGGAAGCGGUAGCUCAGUGCCAUCCGAGAUUAACGACGAUGAAAGUGACUGCUCUGACAUUGGCACCUCCUGCAAAUAACAUGGCGUCGAUAGCAAGAGGAAUUCCGCGGUUUGUGGCGAGGAGUGUUGCAGCAGUCACAGCUUCGUCUUCACCUGAGGCGAGUCAUGUACCGUCAGAGACUGAAGCAUCACCACGAAGAAUUGUGAAGGCUUCCAAGAGACAUGGAGCAGAGAACAGUAUUAGUGCUGCUGUGUCGACGAAGAGGGUAAUAUCAGUUGGCAAUUCCGCUGCAAGCAGCUCAUCGGCAGGUGAUCGAUCGUAUUUAAAAUUACGUCGGCGUAUUCAGAAGCGUUUGUGCCGGCAUCUGAAAGGAAAAGAAGUAUGUGUGCUGUCGAGCUCUGACAAAUUUGAAGGUAGAUUGCGGGCUUCCGGGCGCCUUGAGGCCGGCAAAGUGUUUUCAUUUCGCCGCAAAAAGCAAAUAAGCUUUGCUGAUUAUGUGUGUGACGAACUCGGUCGAGCUGAGUCGGCGUGUGCGCACAUGUUUCUUAUUCGGUCGAGAGAAAGUAUCGAUGACCACCUGAAAGUCUGCGACGCUUUCGUGGACAACGAACAUGAGCCAGCCAGGAGUCACCUAACGCCACGCAAGAAGCGAAGAAGCAUCACGCCAGAUACGCUAACGAGAUGA